AUGAUGCUGGCCCUGGAGGCAGGCAUCCGUUCUCCAGUAGGCAGCAGUGCGAGGCGAGGCGACCUUCCACAGCGAGAGAGCUGUGAGCCGAGGCUGGCCCAGAGGGAGGAGGGAAAGCCAGGCCGCACUUUACUGCCCGCGCGCCGCCAGCCGACUUCACUGUUUUACGGCCCGCCAGCUUGCAGCUGGACCAGGGCGACACGCGCGCCGCCGCCCCGCCCCUGCGCGCUACAUUUCACCAGCCCGUCCUGCAAAGGGCGGGAGGGCUGCCAGCUCGGGCCGAAGUGGCCUGCAGAGGCGCCGGCGCGCCGCGGCUCGGCGGACAAUGCUGAGCCCCCUUGUAGAGAUCACGGCGCCUCCGGCCGGAAUCCUUCCCUUCCGACGGGCUCCCAGAUCCCGGCAGCCUGGGCACUCCACGUCCCUCACAGCGACCCUUCUAGUCCGGCACCGCCGCCGCAAAGGGCUCUAGUGGCCCACCGGUCUGCAUUCAGGGCCGGAAUGACGUCCUUCGGACGCAAGCACCAGCGGCAGGGCAGGGGACUCGGCGCCAUUGGCGUCAGCUCCUGUGCUGGAAGCGGCGGUGGACGCAGCGACGCGCCACUAAUGAAGCGGACCGCCGCCCCCCGCCCCCCGGAACCCUUUACAUUCCAGCGCACCGGCUACCCCCCGCCCCCUCCCAAUUACGCAUGA
Molecule: messenger RNA, 690 nt
Organism: Schistocerca americana (American grasshopper)
Lineage: Eukaryota; Metazoa; Arthropoda; Insecta; Orthoptera; Acrididae
Exons: 3
Coding region: 1-690 (229 amino acids)
Source: RefSeq, a predicted model, not a curated record